UGGUGGACUAUCUCUACUAAAUUUACGUGCUUACUUGCUCCGUUAAGCUAGUGCGACAAUCGAAAUCAAACUUCUGUUUUCACCAUAUUGAUCGUUGAACUUUCCUUUAAAAUAUUAUUGUUUUACAAUCCUUAACCUUGCUUUUUUUUUCAUUUUAUUAUUUUAUUAUUUGCUCACUUCGUGUUGUGAUUAAAUGGGUUCCUUGCAUGUUGCUUCGUUUUUUGAGAAAUUACUUCGCCUACCGUCCUUACUCGAUGAUAUAUGUAUUAAACCUCCUUAAAUUUAAAGAGGUUUAAUACAGGAGGCUCUACUUAUUGUGUCCAGGGCCUUAGGUGUUUUUCAGUUUGUACGGUGUCUUCGAAGCCUUAUAGGCAAGUUUGUUUACUGAUCAAAAUGUGUUAAAGUUAACUUGAACACAGGUUAACUCGAACUUUUAUUAACUCGAACCAUUAAAACCUCAGGUAACCUCAGGUAACUCGAACAUUUGUUUUCUACGCGUCAAGUACUGUACUCCAAGACAUGAAAGGUGCUGAUGAAGACUUCUUACGCUUUGAAGUAUUUGUAAAACCUUGUUCCAAGGACAUUUUGCCUCUUUGACUAUUCUGAUUGCCCUAUAAACAACAGAUGAGGUGCCAAAAGACCCUGGAGACAAGGACAAUAUUGAUAGCAUAUUGUCUAAAAAUGAAAUUGCCUUAACUCGAAAUAGUAUCUCAUUUUGACUCGCCUAACCCUAGUCGCUUGGAGACUCGUGAAAUGUUUAAAAUAUAUACAGGAAGGAUAAUCCUACAACAUUGUGUUUUAAUUGUUUUUCUCCAUCUUACUUCCUGCAUACUUCUUAAACAUACGAGGGAGUUGAUGACGUGACAUGAAAAGUCGAAUUGUUUUGUCGUGUGACGUAUGUUCCGCAAUUUCAGUUUUAAUUAAACGACGCAAUCAUUUUUUUUAAUUACAUUCACAUGAUGUUUUUCUUGUGAAUUCGAUAUUAAAUAUAUAAGAUCCCACAGUUUUAAUAAUAUAAACAACUGACAAUAGGACGGUUAAAGCCGUAUGAACUUUCGUUCUUGUUAUAAUGUAUUGAUGUAGUGUUGUUGCUGCUGAAGGGAUUUGCUGCAGAAACUUGUUGAGAAACGCUGUUAUUUUGUUUUUUGUUGUCGUCUACUGCGUAGAAAUCUUUUCUUUUGUAAUUCUUGUUGUUUUUCGUUGGCGUCGUCGUCGUUGUUGUUGUUGUUGUUGUUGUUGUGAUGAUUAUAUUUAUUAAGUAAACAAUUUGUCAUUUAAAUUUACUGACUUUAGAAUUAUUAAAGAAGAAAGAAAAAAAUGCAUCCACAUUUACCAAACCCUCCUUUGUUUUCAACAAAACGCAUUUCAACCGCCGAAUACAUGGCAAGACGUCCUUUGCCUCCAACAUUGGAUGAGAGAGAUCUGAUACAGCAUUGUGAACCACCACCCCGACCUCCACAACCUUGUUCAUUAAAUAAGGUGAAAAAACUACGAGACAACGUUGGGAGAAACAUGGUUCGUAAAGAACCAGUAGUAAGCUAUGAUCAUGAACCAGCUUUACCGGAUCAAGUUAACCGAUGUAGCAACAGUGUUGUGGGAAACGUAGUUCGACAAAAAUCAGAAGUAGAAUUUAGAUCAGUGUAUGAUUGUGAGCCAUGGUAUUUUGGAGAUAUAUCGCGAGUUGAUGCUGAACGAAUUCUUGAAACACAUGGAAAAGAUGGAGAUUAUCUUGUGAGAGAAAGUCGAAGGAUGGCCAAUUGUUAUACUUUAACCGUCAAAUAUUCCGACAGGGUGCUUCAUUUUCCCGUCGAUGUCAACAAGGACAAAGAGCUUACUAUUGGGAAAGUAACUUUUCCAAAUAUGAUGGACGUAAUAGCGUUUUAUAAAGUGAAUGCGUUAUGUCACUCGAACCAAAGAUGUGUGACACUCGGGGACUGUCUUUCAAAAACUUUCUACAAAAUACAAUGAACCUUGACAAUCCCAUUUUAAUGGUUGUAUCACGUAUGGUUAUGGACGUUUCAUUUGUUUUUUUGCUUUGCUGGUAAAGCUUAGUGUUAGCUUCAACCUUAACUUUAAAGCAAAUUUUCCCAACAGUCUGUGAAGUGUAAGACCUAUUUUAUAUCCUAAAAUUAUUUCUUUCCAUUCCUUCGAUUUUUACCGAGUUAGCAGUGAAACAGCGAGGGUCUUCUUUGUAAUGAAUUAAAUUUUUUUCCACAAAAUUUGCGGUUAUUUAGUUCAAACGUUUUUACAGCGCCAAAGGGUAAAAUUGUCGAUACAUAUUACAACAGCCUCAUUUCCAGAGUGUCUUUCCUUUUCAUUUAAACCAACCAGGGGAACUAGAAACGAGGUUGAAGGUUUUAGCUACAGCUUCACAAACAUAAUAGCUUUUAUAUUCUGUAGAUAUUAUAUAUAUUAUAACUCUAUUAUUUCUUACGAAUGUACUUUCACGAUUACAGAAACCAACUUAUGGUCCAGUUAGCUGACUAAUUUUUUACACUACUUUUUGUUGUUUACAAAUAUAUAUUUUAUUUAUUAUAAGUUAUGUUUGUAUUUAUUUGUAUAUUUUUAUAUAGUGUUUUGCAUUAGAAUGUUUUUAUUUGAUAUAAUACGAAUAGUUUUCCAUAGA
Messenger RNA from Hydractinia symbiolongicarpus, 2626 nucleotides. Its product is annotated as cytoplasmic protein NCK1-like. Lineage: Eukaryota; Metazoa; Cnidaria; Hydrozoa; Anthoathecata; Hydractiniidae. The transcript has 5 exons. The coding region runs from base 1318 to 1968 and encodes 216 amino acids. The record is from RefSeq and is a predicted model, not a curated record.